Messenger RNA from Phoenix dactylifera (date palm), 3587 nucleotides. Its product is annotated as glycine dehydrogenase (decarboxylating), mitochondrial-like. Gene Ontology annotation, cellular component: chloroplast envelope; glycine cleavage complex; mitochondrion. Gene Ontology annotation, molecular function: glycine binding; pyridoxal phosphate binding; glycine dehydrogenase (decarboxylating) activity. Lineage: Eukaryota; Viridiplantae; Streptophyta; Magnoliopsida; Arecales; Arecaceae. The record is from RefSeq and is a predicted model, not a curated record. Gene Ontology annotation, biological process: glycine decarboxylation via glycine cleavage system.
UACAAAAAUAGCCUCAAACAAUAACACCGACUCAUAGUCGCCGGAGUCGGAGGAGGCCAACGUGGGGCUCGGUCCCGCUGUAGCUCUCCCUCUUCCUCCGCCUCUGAGCCCUUUAAAACACAAGAAAUAGAUAGAGAGAAAUCUCUGUCUCUCCUAUCAGUGUUCGACCAAUGGAGCGAGCUCGGAGACUAGCUUGCCGGGCGAUCCUCCGCCGUCUGAUUUCCCAAUCCAAGCCAUCCCAGCCACCGGCAGCGAACGCCCCUCGCCACCUCUCCUCCCUCGCGCCGUCCAUCUUCCCGGCGAAACCCGCCGCCCGACUCCCCGCAGCCGCCGACUACUCCUCGUUCCGCAAUGCGGGCCGGCAGUCCCGGUGGAUCUCGGUGGAGUCGCUCCGCCCCAGCGACACCUUUGCCCGGCGCCACAACUCGGCCUCGCCGGACGACCAGGUCCGCAUGGCAGAGGUCUGCGGCUUCCCCUCCCUCGACGCUCUCAUCGACGCCACCGUCCCCAAGUCCAUCCGCAUCCCCCCCAUGACCCUCCCCAAGUUCGACGCCGGCCUCACCGAGUCCCAGAUGCUCGGCCACAUGAAUCGCCUCGCCUCCAUGAACAAGGCCUUCAAGUCCUUCAUCGGCAUGGGCUACUACAACACCUUCGUCCCCGCCGUCAUCCUUCGCAACAUCAUGGAGAACCCUGGCUGGUACACCCAGUACACGCCCUACCAGGCCGAGAUCGCCCAGGGCCGCCUCGAGUCCCUCCUAAACUUCCAGACCAUGAUCGCCGACCUCACCGCCCUCCCCAUGUCCAACGCCUCCCUCCUCGACGAGGGCACCGCCGCCGCCGAGGCCAUGGCCAUGUGCAGCAACAUCCAGCGCGGCAAAAAGAAGACCUUCUUGAUCGCAUCCAACUGCCACCCCCAGACCAUCGACGUCUGCAAGACCCGGGCCGGCGGGUUCGACAUCAAGGUCGUCGUCGCCGACCUCAAGGAAUUCGAUUACCGCUCCAACGAUGUCUGCGGUGUCCUGAUUCAGUAUCCCGGUACGGAAGGCGAGAUCUUGGAUUACGGGGAGUUCAUUAAGAACGCGCAUGCGAGCGGGGUGAAGGUCGUGAUGGCGACGGAUUUGCUGGCGCUGACGGUGUUGAAGCCGCCGGGCGAGCUCGGGGCCGACAUCGUUGUUGGGUCGGCGCAGAGGUUCGGGGUACCGAUGGGCUACGGAGGCCCUCACGCGGCGUUCCUGGCCACGUCGCAGGACUACAAGAGGAUGAUGCCCGGGCGGAUCAUCGGAAUCAGCGUGGACUCCAGCGGGAAGCAGGCACUUCGGAUGGCGAUGCAGACCAGGGAGCAGCACAUCCGGAGGGACAAGGCCACCAGCAACAUCUGCACUGCGCAGGCAUUGCUUGCAAAUAUGGCUGCAAUGUACGCGGUGUACCAUGGGCCUGAAGGCCUGAAGGCCAUAGCCGAUCGGGUUCAUGGUCUUGCUUGUACUUUUGCGCAUGGGCUGAAGAAAAUUGGAACCGUGAAAGUCCAAGAGCUUCCCUUCUUUGACACUGUGAAGGUUACGUUCUCUGAUGCAAAGGCAAUUGUAGAAGAGGCUUACAAGAAUGAAAUGAACCUGCGGCUUGUGGACUCAAACACGAUAACUGUGUCUUUUGAUGAGACCACAAUACUAGAGGAUGUGGACAAGUUGUUUAAAGUGUUUGCUUGCGGCAAGCCUGUAAACUUCACUGCUGCAUCUCUUGCACGCGAGGUUCAACCUGCAAUUCCAGGAGGAUUCGUUAGAGAGAGCCCAUAUUUGACGCACCCUAUUUUCAAUUCGUACCACACAGAGCAUGAGCUGCUCCGGUACAUCCAUAAGUUGCAAGCAAAAGAUCUUUCAUUAUGCCACAGCAUGAUUCCUCUUGGGUCUUGCACCAUGAAACUGAAUGCUACAGUAGAGAUGAUGCCUGUGACUUGGCCCAAUUUUGCAGAUAUUCACCCAUUUGCCCCUGUUGAGCAGGCUCAAGGUUAUCAGGAAAUGUUUAAAGAUUUGGGUGAACUCUUGUGCACAAUCACGGGAUUUGAUUCCUUCUCUUUGCAACCAAAUGCUGGUGCCGCUGGAGAAUAUGCAGGGCUCAUGGUUAUUCGUGCUUACCACAUGGCAAGAGGAGAGAGCCAGCGGAAUGUCUGCAUCAUACCAGUCUCAGCUCAUGGGACAAAUCCUGCGAGUGCAGCUAUGUGUGGAAUGAAAAUAGUAGCUGUUGGAACUGACUCUAAGGGUAAUAUUAACAUUGAUGAACUAAGAAAAGCUGCUGAAGCACAUAAAGACAAAUUGUCUGCUCUAAUGGUUACCUAUCCAUCAACUCAUGGAGUCUAUGAAGAAGGCAUUGAUGAGAUUUGCAAAAUUAUUCAUGACAAUGGUGGGCAAGUCUACAUGGAUGGAGCUAACAUGAAUGCACAGGUUGGUUUGACAAGCCCUGGCUGGAUUGGAGCUGAUGUUUGCCAUCUCAACCUCCACAAAACUUUUUGCAUCCCACAUGGUGGAGGUGGUCCCGGAAUGGGUCCUAUUGGUGUGAAGAAACACUUGGCACCAUUUUUACCAUCGCAUCCUUUGGUGCCAACUGGUGGGAUACCACCACCUGAAAAGGCUCAACCACUUGGUACUAUUUCUGCAGCACCAUGGGGAUCUGCACUUAUUUUGCCCAUUUCAUAUACAUACAUAGCUAUGAUGGGUUCUAAGGGCCUAACUGAUGCAUCAAAGAUUGCCAUCUUGAAUGCAAACUACAUGGCUAAGCGUCUAGAGAAUCAUUACCCCAUUCUCUUCUGUGGAGUAAAUGGAACCGUUGCCCAUGAGUUCAUUGUCGACUUAAGGGGUUUUAAGGCGACUGCUGGUAUAGAGUCUGAAGACGUUGCCAAGCGUCUUAUAGAUUAUGGAUUCCAUGCGCCCACAAUGUCUUGGCCAGUUCCAGGCACGCUUAUGAUUGAGCCCACUGAAAGUGAAAGCAAAGCAGAACUAGACAGGUUUUGUGAUGCUCUCAUUUCUAUUAGGGAAGAAAUUGCUGAGAUUGAGGGUGGUAAAGCUGAUGUUAACAACAAUGUCCUGAAGGGUGCUCCUCAUCCACCAUCCCUGCUUAUGGGCGACGCAUGGACAAAACCCUACUCCAGGGAAUAUGCAGCAUUCCCUGCUUCAUGGCUCCGAGGUUCCAAGUUCUGGCCAACUACAGGGCGUGUGGAUAAUGUGUAUGGCGACCGCAACCUCAUCUGCACUCUCCUUCCCGUGUCCCAAAUGGCUGAAGAACCUGCAGCUGCUACUGCAUAGCCCUGUCAAAAUGCAGCAAAAUUCUGUUACAAACAUUUCAAAACAGGAAGCCUCUCCUCAUCAUCCUCUAAACUGUAUAUGUAAACUCUUGGAGUGUCUGCUCCCGCUCUCCUGCUGCAGCUGCCGACAUUCCCUUCUCCUCAUCAUGUGCUGCUUCAUGCAGCUUAUACAAUAUCUUCAAACAUUCUGUUACUUCUCUAAAUUUUUCUAUGAAACAGCUGUACAAAAUAAAUUUACACCUCAUCCCCGUUCUUGAGAAUCUGAUACAAAAAAUCAGCAUAUAUAGAUGGUCAA